Molecule: messenger RNA, 1542 nt
Organism: Cimex lectularius (bed bug)
Lineage: Eukaryota; Metazoa; Arthropoda; Insecta; Hemiptera; Cimicidae
Exons: 7
Coding region: 312-1079 (255 amino acids)
Source: RefSeq, a predicted model, not a curated record
ACAACUUUUUCAAUUCAUAAUGUCAGCUAUUUGUUCCAUACAAAGUUAAAUUAACAUCAAACCAUUGGUAAUCAAAUAUAACAAGCUGGCUAGAAGGACCGAUGUCUUAAGCCAUUUAUCAAUGUUAGCCAUGCCGGGUUUCACAAAAACCUGAUUGUUUGCCAGGAGGAGGAACAGGUGACAACAAUCAGGACCACUCUAACUUUAGAAAAACGUACGAAUCACUGACAUCAAACGGUGGUCAACAGUUUCCCUUGGUCUGAGCCUCUAAAAGGGUCCAUUGAAAUGUGAACUCAUGAACCAAUUUCAUUAUGCCGUGGAUAGUAUGGAUUUUACUUUCGAUCGCCACUUUAGGCGAUUCUAUCAAGGUAAAACUGGUCGUUCCAAAAUUUGUAAAAUCCGGAUCGACGGCAAUACUUGUAUGCCAGUACAACUUGGAAGGUAAAAAAUUAUACUCUGUCAAAUGGUACAGAGGGAACCAUGAGUUCUUCAGGUACAUUCCAAGGGACAUACCUCCCAUGAAAUCGUUUCACCUCCAUGGGAUAAACGUGGAUCUUCUUGGGUCCAGUGCUCACCAAGUGACACUUUUAAAUGUUUCUAAAUACAUCGGCGGAAUAAUUAGCUGUGAAGUGUCUUCUGAUGAUACAUUUUCAACUGCUACAGAUUCUGCCAAUCUCACCGUAACAGACAUAAGAAGGCCAGUUUUAAUUAUUGCAAACAACUUACUCUAUCCAGAUGUACCUUUUCAAAUAAACUGUUCUGCUCAAGUGACAGAUCCUCUGCCGACAAUCACAUUUUAUGUAGAAAACGAAAAGGUGGAGGCGAAGUGUAUGCAGCAAUUAGGCCCUGGCUUGGUCAGCCUCACAUUGCCAAAGGCAUAUCUAAAUAAACUUGACAAUUCAAUCUAUACAUCGCCAAUUCGAAUAAGAUGUGAAGCAUCAGUCAGAGAAAGUUAUAAUCUUUCGAGUUCAAGUAUACCAAUCAUUCCACAAACAGUAUUAGGUGAAGUUUCCUCAGCUCAUAGUGAUUUGAAUAAGGCUUUAUUGAUAACUUUAUUAGCUGUAUUUAUAACUUUGUGAUUUAGAAAUUUAGAUAUCUCAAAAAGUUUUUACUGUAGUAGGAACCAUUUUACACAUUGUUCAAUAGAAAUUGUUAAAUAAUAAUUUUUAUUGAUUAGAUGAUGAAAUGUACAUGAUGUUUACAUAAUAAAAAUUGUUUUAUUAAUAAGUUUUGUUUGUGAAUUAUCUACCUAUUUUGACCAAAAACAACAAAUCAACACCCUACAGAACUUAACAAGAAAUGUUACAACAUGUUGGAAUUAAGUUUUCCUUUAACUACAGUUUAAUUUAUUCAAUUAAAGAAGCAAGAUUUAUUAGGGGGUUGAUUUUAAAAUCUAAAAAAAUAUUUUUUAUAUCCUGCAUCCUAUGGCACAAAAGAUUCCAAAUCAACGUCAAAGAUAUAUUUCUUUAUUUGACUUUAUUAAUGGCCUUAAACAUUUUCACAGCCAAUAUACAUAAUUAUUUUAAUGUAUAAUACAUUAUU